Cicer arietinum (chickpea) is the source of this 1262-nucleotide messenger RNA. RefSeq lists its product as uncharacterized. The record is from RefSeq and is a predicted model, not a curated record. NCBI's taxonomy places the organism in Eukaryota, Viridiplantae, Streptophyta, Magnoliopsida, Fabales, Fabaceae.
UUGCUAUAGUACUAAUUUAAUAUAUCUACAUUGCUGGACCUGCCUUAGGCAUCUCGUCCACAAAACUGGAAUCACAUUGGUCAAGACACUGGGAUUUGUUUGGCAUGCCUCUAACAAACCCCUCAUGCAAUAUACCACUUCGUUUUCUGUGUCUUUAAAGUGAGAGAAUCUUAAAUUCUAUACAACAGUUCUGUUUUGUUCUGUUCUGUUCUUGUGUUCUAUUUAAUCUCCAACAGUAUAUAAUGGCCAGAGCCUGAUAUGGAGAAUGUCAUAGCAGAGAAAAAGGACUAAGAAGGAGUUUGAUUCUUGCCUUUUUCUUCACAGAUCUUAAUUCUUCUUUUCUUCUGUUGUCUUCUUCUUGUUGACCACAAAAUUGUGAUUUAUAAUUGAAUUCUUGCAGGUGGAGUGAUAUCAUCAAGACACAAGUCUGAACAUAAACUUCAGACAAACAAGAGUUAACAGCUUUUGUAGAAACUGAAUAGAUCACUGAUGGAGAAGGUUGUUAGGUCAUGUGAUAAAGAAUACAUGAGAAUGGCCAUGUUAAAGCAUGAAGAAACUUUCAAAGAACAGGUAUAUGAACUUCAUCGAUUGUAUCGAAUGCAAAAGAUACUAAUGCAAAACAUGGAAGCAAGAAGAGGUGUUGAAGUAAAAGAACAACAAGAAUGGUAUUUGAAAAGUGCAAUUAGUUUAACUCAAAAUGCUAAUCAUAAAACUUUACAAAAAAAGGCUCAAAUCAAAUUUGAUCUUGAAAGGCCAGCAGAGGAGGACAUUGCAGAAUCAGACAAUGAAGGAUUAGAAAACAUUGAUGAGACUGAGAUUGAGUUGACAUUAGGCCCUUCAAGUUACAUCAACCGUAGCAAAAAAGUUGAAACACCUGUAACUUCAUAUUCAGGACAUAGUUUGUCUUCUUCUUCAACAGGAUCAAGUGAUAUAAACAAGACAAGAAGAUCCAGGACACAUCAUCAUCAUCAUCAAAGAGAAGAAUCACAUGGAAUAAUUAGAAAGAGUUUUGAUAUUGAAGAACAGUUAAGACAAGAGAGGUUAAAACAGUCACCUUGGUUUUUUCAAGUGUUGAAUCUGAACAUGACUUAGAAAGAAAGAAAAAAAUGAAAAAUGUAAGGACAAUGUGUGAUAUAUUUUUAAAAUCUGUGUUAUGAGCUAACUUUGUGAAUGAUGUUUGUUUGGAAUGUUGUGUCAAUUUUUAUCAAGUAUGGUGGGGUUUGAUAUGUCACGCAUUAAGACCACUAUUUUUACUUUGUGCA